CAAGUGAGACUACACGAUCUUGGAACAAUGUCUCAUUUCCUUCAGAAACAGGGGUUACCAGAGGUCUCCCCCUCAGAAAGGAACAGGGCAGAGAAAUGGAUCUUUGUCUCUUUAAGAUGAGACGAACUGCCACUCUUAGUCAUAUAUCUUUACUGCACCCUAGGGUUAUAAAAACAUACUCUUCAUUUUGAAAGUCUUUUAUUACAUCCAUAAACAUCAGAUUGCAGCUGACUGUUCCCUGGAUGAGAAUUUCCUAGUACUCCAAGUGAGUUUUGACAGGGGAGGGAGUGAAAGUAAGAUUGUUGGGUUUUUUUUUUUUUACUGGAACGGUGUUUAUAGGGAACUUGUCAGUCUCUGGCACGCUACAGCCACUGUCAGAGGGCUGAGCAGCAUGGAGUGAGAGGACACGGGUUUCUCUCUUUUUUCACUGUCUGACUCGGGUGCCAUCCCAGGUGCAGCACACGAGAAAGAAGAAUUGUUCCAGAAUUUAUUGGGACAGAUUGCAGAGCAGUUCUCAAGGGUUUUUAAAAUCAAUGAGCUGAAAACGGAAGUAGCUAAUCACUUGGCAAUGCUGGAGAAAAAGGUUGAAUUGGAAGGCCUGAAAGUGGUGGAGAUUGAGAAAUGCAAACGCGACAUUAAAAAGAUGAGGGAGGAAAUGGCAGCAAGAAGCAGCAGGACUAACUGUCCCUGCAAGUACAGCUUUUUGGAUGAAAACAAGAGACCGGCUCCCCGGCGGGAUGUACCAUCCUACCCAAAGUACAUGCUGUCCCAAGAGACCAUCGAAGCACUUCGGAAACCAACCUUUGACGUCUGGCUGUGGGAGCCCAAUGAGAUGCUGAGCUGUUUGGAACACAUGUACCACGACCUCGGGCUGGUAAAAGACUUCAACAUCAAUCCUAUCACGUUAAAGAGGUGGUUGCUGUGUAUUCAUGACAAUUACAGAAACAACCCCUUCCACAAUUUCCGGCACUGCUUCUGCGUGACCCAGAUGAUGUACAGCAUGAUCUCGCUCUGCAGACUCCAGGAGAAAUUUUCCCAGAUUGACAUCUUGAUUCUCAUGACUGCAGCAGUAUGCCAUGACUUGGACCAUCCAGGCUAUAACAACACCUACCAGAUAAACGCGCGGACCGAGCUCGCCGUGCGUUACAACGACAUCUCCCCGCUGGAGAACCACCACUGUGCCGUGGCCUUCCAGAUCAUUUCCCAGCCAGAAUACAACAUUUUCUCCAACGUCGACCAGGACCAAUUCAAACAGAUAAGACAGGGGAUAAUUACAUUAAUCCUGGCUACAGACAUGGCGAGACAUGCAGAAAUACUGGACUCUUUCAAGGAAAAAAUGGAAAAUUUUGAUUACUCAAAUGAAGAACACAUGACCUGUCUGAAGAUGGUGCUGAUAAAAUGCUGUGAUAUCUCCAACGAAGUCCGCCCGAUGGAAGUAGCGGAGCCCUGGGUGGAUUGUUUACUAGAGGAGUAUUUUAUGCAGAGCGACCGAGAAAAAUCCGAGGGGCUUCCAGUGGCGCCGUUCAUGGACCGCGACAAAGUGACCAAGCCCACGGCACAGAUCGGCUUCCUGAAGUUCGUCCUCAUCCCCAUGUUUGAAACAGUAACAAAGCUAUUCCCAGAAGUGGAGGAGGUGAUGCUCCAACCCCUGUGGGAGUCCAGGGACCACUACGAGGGAUUAAAACAGAUAGAUGAUGCUAUGAAAGAGCUGCAGAAACAGAAAAGCGAAAGUUUGACAGCCGGCAGCACCGAAAAGUGAGACGAGAAAAGCCCUUGAACAAAACACAAGCCCCGAGGCUGCUCCGGUUUUGAGAAAUGCUGUAUUUGCCAAACAGACGUGGUGGCCGCGUCAAAAUCCAGCUGGGACCGUGCAUGAGGAGAAGUGGCAGGGAUGGAUGUCCUGCCUGCCUGGGCACCUCAUCUACAGCCCGCAGCCUCCUUGCACAGGCGCUGCCGCCGUCUCGUCGGGCGCCGAGGGUUCCCCACGCUCCAACAUUCCCAGCAGGAUUCCCCCUGCGGACAGUGCACAGGCUGCAGCACGGCUCAAACCUCCAGCAGAGCUGCCUUUUUGGUGACCAAACUGUCAGCCACAGUGUGUAGAGGCAAAUCAGAGCUUAGCUAAGGAGCCUUUCCUGGAAAGUGUUCCACCGGCAUCCAAAAACACCAGAAGAAGUUGUUUUAGCGAAGAUACUCUCUCUAUGUGUACAGCAGUAUGCUAAUUACAGCACAGCUUAACAGAUGCUUAUAUACUGACAAGGGUCCUGGCAUACAUUUUUGUUUGCCCAGUAGGCCCUUAUCACACAUUUCUCUGCAUUAUUCCCUGAAUUUUAUAGUGUUCACAGUACAUUCAGAAGCCCAGCAUAGUGGAUGCAAUUUUCUUUUUUUUUUUUUCUACACUAGAAGAAAUCAGAAGAAACCUUAGUGAGUUUGCAGGGUUGCUUUGUGGCCUGGUACAGCUGGACAUCAUGGGAUCCUUCAGCAUGAGCAGAGAAGGAGCACAAAGCUGAAACCAAGGUGCAAACACAUUUUUAUCCUUGUUGAUACAAAAAAGCAACAAAAAAACCCCUUCAAAGAUGUACAGAUUUUUUUUUUUUUUUUACUUUUAAACUGAUCUGCUAAAUAAUAUAUUCUUCUACAGAAA
Molecule: messenger RNA, 2641 nt
Organism: Chiroxiphia lanceolata (lance-tailed manakin)
Lineage: Eukaryota; Metazoa; Chordata; Aves; Passeriformes; Pipridae
Gene: PDE9A
Product: phosphodiesterase 9A
Exons: 15
Coding region: 569-1759 (396 amino acids)
Biological process (GO): cGMP catabolic process
Molecular function (GO): 3',5'-cyclic-GMP phosphodiesterase activity
Source: RefSeq, a predicted model, not a curated record